Messenger RNA from Balearica regulorum gibbericeps (East African grey crowned-crane), 677 nucleotides. NCBI's taxonomy places the organism in Eukaryota, Metazoa, Chordata, Aves, Gruiformes, Gruidae. The record is from RefSeq and is a predicted model, not a curated record.
GUAUUUGAUGCUGGUGACUACUUUGGGAUAAUGCAAGUAGAAGAGGUGGAUGAAGAAGAAGGUGAUGAAGAAAUGGAAGAAUUAAAAAAGAAACCAAAUCCUGGAAAUGAACCUUGUUUCAAAGUUAUCAUAACAAAUGAGAAUGGGCUUCAAGCGUCCAAUCCCAAUAGCAUUUUCCUCAUUGACCACGCCUGGACGUACCGUGUUGAACAUGCCCGCCAGCAGCUGCUUCACGUACCUGGCUUACUGCACAGAAUGACAAAUCUCAUGGGAAUCGAUUUUCAUGGGGAGAUCCCAGAUGAGGGCAGUAUUGAGCAAGUGUUGCAGGAAAUGUGGAAGUACAACCAGACCUACCAGCUUUCUCAAGGGACUGCGGAGGAGAAGGUUCCUGUCUGGUACAUUAUGGAUGAAUUUGGAUCACGCAUUCAGCAUUCAGAUCAGCCUAGUUUUGCAACAGCACCUCUGUUUUAUAUGCCUCAACAAAUUGCUUACACUGUUCUCUGGCCUUUGAGAGACCUUGAAACUGGUGAUGAAGUGACUCGUGAUUAUGCUUAUGGGGAAACAGAUCGUUUGAUCAGGCAGUGUAUUUUGUUACCAUGGGUGCCUACUGAAGUAUUGGAUGUCAACUGUUUUACACCAGAGCCAUCAGAUGAGCAUUACCAGGUAUAAUUUUAACA